UCCCCGUCAAAGCCUGUGAUCUCAUCUCGACCCAGUCUUUGUCAGCCUCACGCACCACGGGUUUGUUUCUUGUUGGCUGCGCUUCUGCCAUUACGAGGCCUUAAACAUCGCACAUCGGUCUGCCAACGCUUUUCGCAUCAUCACCGCGUUGCUUCAUCAAUCCAGCAUGAAGAACGAACAUGUCUUUUCACACCUCGCCCAAUCAUGCCCGCGGAACAAGGACCCCGUCCCGACAGCAGCACCCAGACACAAGUUCCGCACUAGAAACCCGCUCGAGUCGCUACUGUUGUACGUGAACUCGCUCGAAAUCAGAGCGGUGGGCUCGAAAAUCUCCCACUCGGCGUCCUCGAUCCGCCGCUCUGUCUCGCAUCGGUUUUCAGACCUCCCGCUUUUUCCGGAGGACGACACCAGCGACGAUUUUGAUGAGACAAACGACUCCACGUUGAUUGACGAGGACUGGUUGGCGUCGCCGUCGCUGAAGCAGAAGACGGCCUCCCCGUGCAUCCAGCCAAGUUUCGUCGAGGAAGCUAGUCCGCGCGAUCACUUCACCAGCAACGCACACUUGCCCAACACCUGCAUCAAAACUUUCACCGUGGCCCAGGACAACCUCCCACGCAUCGAUGAGAACGAGAUGCGCAAGAUUGUGGAAGGCGCAUACGCUGACCAGUUCGACGAGUUCGUGACCAUCGACUGCCGGUUUCCUUACGAAUACGAAGGGGGACACAUCGCCCAGGCGAUCAAUGUAUCUCUGCAGCAGAUUUUGGAGGAACAGUUCCUCAGCGAGGCCAGCACUCAGAGUAGUUGCAGAAAGCUUCUCAUCUUCCACUGUGAGUACUCAGUACUCCGCGGACCCACCUUGGCCACCCAUCUCCGGAAGGCCGACCGGCACCUCAACGCCCACCGCUACCCAUAUUUGCAUUAUCCCGACAUCGUUAUCUUGGAUCGCGGCUACAAAGGCUUUUUCGACAAGUUCAGACAUCUCUGUGACCCGCAAUCCUACGUUGCCAUGAAGGACACCAACCACAAGCGCACCUGUGAGAUCGAAAUGAGCAAGGUCAUGCAGGCUUCAAAACUCACGCGGGCAAAGUCGUUCAACCAGUUCCCGCCUAGAUUGAAUCUCGCACAUACCCGCUCAGCGUCAUUGACAGCACUGCUCACUGGCUCCGACACAAGUAGCUCCGCCAACACAGCGCCGUUGCCUCGAAGUAGAAGGUCUUUGAAGAUCAAGAAGCGGGACAGGAAGGACUCCAGGCCCCAGUUCUCUCAGUCUCUUCUGAACUUCCUGAAUGCUUGCGAUUCGCCGGAAAAGGACGCUCCCAUGUACUCGCGUCUUGACAACGAGGAAUUCUUGCCUCCCACGGCACUAUUCAGAAACCACAGCAAGAGCUCCUCGGGCCUGUUGCUCUCAGUGAACUCGUCGCUGCUGCUGAUAUGCUCGGAGGCACUAUCACCAACGUUUUCCUCCUCGGAAUCGCUUCUGGAAUCCGCAUCACCUUUCAACGACAGACCUGAUUUCUACAAGAGUUUGAGUGCAUUCGACAUUAUCGAUUUCACGACCCCAUUAUCAUCGGUGAACAGCUACAACUUUGCGCAAGACCCUCAAUCAAAGACAACGUCUAUACCGCCUGGCACUCCUGCUACGCAAAAGGCAUUGGGGCUAACUUUAUCGCGUCCCACCAUCAGGCCCGGCUUAAAACAAGAGGGCUCAUCGCCUACUUUCAGCUCGCCGUUAUCCAUCAACGCGGCAUCAACAUAUGCAUCAAGACAGGAUGCGUCAUCAAUGAGUGAUUCCUUAAAUGACGCGCCCGUCGAUUACUUUCUCCAGCCCAAAACUCUUCAACAUCGCCGCCUCGCACGCGCUGGCAACCAUCACAACCAAUCUUCAAACUUGGGUCACGUUGGAGAGUGAUUUCUACCGGGGGUCUUUUUUAAAACAGCAUUAUAAUAUUCGAAACGAGCAUAAAAUCAAGAUUCUUAAACAAUGUAGGAGGCUAUUUUUGUAAUAGGCAAAGGGUGUAUGGUCAAUGCUGACUCAGUAGGAGA
Metschnikowia bicuspidata var. bicuspidata NRRL YB-4993 is the source of this 2043-nucleotide messenger RNA. RefSeq names its product putative tyrosine protein phosphatase (gene MIH1). The record is from RefSeq and is a predicted model, not a curated record. The coding region runs from base 167 to 1909 and encodes 580 amino acids. The transcript has a single exon. Gene Ontology annotation, cellular component: cytoplasm; nucleus. Gene Ontology annotation, biological process: G2/M transition of mitotic cell cycle; positive regulation of G2/MI transition of meiotic cell cycle; positive regulation of G2/M transition of mitotic cell cycle. Gene Ontology annotation, molecular function: protein tyrosine phosphatase activity. NCBI's taxonomy places the organism in Eukaryota, Fungi, Ascomycota, Pichiomycetes, Serinales, Metschnikowiaceae.